Molecule: messenger RNA, 1704 nt
Organism: Callithrix jacchus (white-tufted-ear marmoset)
Lineage: Eukaryota; Metazoa; Chordata; Mammalia; Primates; Cebidae
Gene: SLC25A33
Product: solute carrier family 25 member 33
Biological process (GO): pyrimidine nucleotide import into mitochondrion
Cellular component (GO): mitochondrion
Molecular function (GO): pyrimidine nucleotide transmembrane transporter activity
Source: RefSeq, a predicted model, not a curated record
AGUGGCUGGUGAGUGUGGCUCCGCUGCGGUCCUGCCUGGACGCGGUGGCGCGACCCCCCAACCUUCUCCCGGGGCCUUUCCCGAAGCGCAGCGCCUCAGAGCCCAGGGCAGGAUCCCUGAUGCUCGCGUGUGCCCGGGGUUCCUCAGGGCAGCGCGGGAGGUCAUCCGGACGGACAAAAAGGGCUGCGGGCGUUGGACGCCAGCAAGGCCUGGAGGGUGUUGGGGACGGUGAUGCUGGCGGCCACACGUGCGGUGGCCAAGCCAGGGACCCGCACGAAUAUGAGGUCUGGAAGGUGUGUUAAUAGACUUCUCGCCGGCUGGUGGAUGCUUCCAACGCCGGAGACCGCAGAAUUGUUAGGUGUUCCUUGUUUUGAAAGCUGCCUUAGGUCGAUCGUCAGGCACCUUAAUUUUUUUCCAGUGGAGACAAUGCGUUUUUAGGAGGUUGAGUUCUGAGGCUAGAAAGGGAGAUGAUUUUCACCUCGGUGGCCCUCGCCACCUCCCCGCCAGCACCCACCGUGAAUAGAAGGUGCGGAGGCACAGUUGGUGCUAUUUUCACUUGUCCACUAGAAGUCAUUAAGACGCGGUUGCAGUCUUCAAGAUUAGCCCUCCGGACAGUCUACUAUCCUCAGGUUCAUCUGGGGACCAUUAGUGGAGCUGGAAUGGUGAGACCAACAUCCGUGACACCUGGACUCUUUCAGGUUCUGAAGUCGAUCUUGGAGAAAGAGGGACCAAAGUCACUUUUUAGAGGCUUGGGUCCAAAUUUGGUUGGAGUUGCACCAUCAAGGGCUGUAUACUUUGCAUGUUACUCCAAAGCCAAAGAGCAAUUUAAUGGCAUUUUCGUGCCUAACAGCAAUAUUGUGCACAUUUUCUCAGCUGGCUCUGCAGCUUUUAUCACAAAUUCCUUAAUGAAUCCUAUAUGGAUGGUUAAAACCCGAAUGCAGCUAGAACAAAAAGUGAGGGGCUCUAAGCAGAUGAAUACACUCCAGUGUGCUCGUUAUGUUUACCGGACCGAAGGCAUUCGUGGCUUCUAUAGAGGAUUAACUGCCUCAUAUGCUGGAAUUUCCGAAACGAUAAUCUGCUUUGCUAUUUAUGAAAGUUUAAAGAAGUAUCUGAAAGAAGCUCCAUUAGCCUCUUCUGCAAAUGGGACUGAGAAAAAUUCCACAGGUUUUUUUGGACUUAUGGCAGCUGCUGCUCUUUCUAAGGGCUGUGCCUCCUGCAUUGCUUAUCCACAUGAAGUCAUAAGGACGAGGCUCCGGGAGGAGGGCACCAAGUACAAGUCCUUUGUCCAGACGGCGCGCCUGGUGUUCCGGGAAGAAGGCUACCUCGCCUUUUAUAGAGGACUCUUUGCCCAGCUCAUCCGGCAGAUCCCAAAUACUGCCAUUGUGUUGUCUACUUAUGAGUUAAUUGUGUACCUGUUAGAAGACCGUACUCAGUAACAGGCCAGAAAAUUGUGCUCUAGAAGAAUAAAACUGAAAAACUCUAGAGAUUUUUUUUCCCCAUUGAUGUUUAGAAUGAUUGAGACUGAAACAGCAAAGGCCAUAAAAUAUCUGGCUCAUGUCACCUGUUGGACAUUUCCUUUUGGAUUCAUGCUUUCUGGAAGGUUUAAAUUCAUUAACGUUAAUAGUUAAUUAUAACUUUUUUUUUAACUUAAGAGGAUUCAGGGUUAAGCAGCAGCUAAAUUAAAUCAUGCUGUUUAAGUUAAGU